UUGGAUAACGGGAUAUGAUCGCAUAUUUGUCGUCAAGUACUAUAUACCAUUUAUCGGGAUAUAUGGAAACACCAUCUGGAGGAACUUCAUACCACUUUAAUCAUCGACAUUCAUCGAUGAGAUUACCGUUGAAAUGACUCUCUUGAUAAUUUCAAAGUUGAAUAAAAGACGUCCUUUCUGGUUUCAACUGAUAUAAUUCAUAAUUAUCUUUGAUGUGAAUACGCAAUUCUUUUCCUAGCAAGAAUUUUCAAGUGAUUAGUGAGUGUUUAGAAUCCAUUGAUGUGUUUAAUUCUAUGGCAAUUGGUUCUGUAUUUUUAAUUAGCCUAUGAUUGAGAUUUUAAAAGGGUGCAGGAUGUGUUUAAUUCUAGGGUAAUUAGUUCUGUAUUUUUCAAUUAGGAUAGGAGGUAUGCAGAUCGCCCCACGUUAAGCCCACUUGUUGCCUUUCACGUCUGGCCUUGCCAAAAAAAUUCAUAAAGCAAACACGGCCCAAGCUCAAUGUGUCUCAUGUCGGCCGUACUUUUUUUUUUUGUGCCCGAGUCAGGCCAUGUUUUUUUCGUGUCGGGGUCUCGGGCCAUCCCGGACCAGUGUCAUCUUUAGUCGUGAUUGUUUUUUUAUAGAAAGAAAGACAUUUUUGCAAAGUUAAGGAUUAAGGUAAUUAGAUAAAUCAUACUACGUAAAAUCAAUAUAGAUAAGUAACAUAACUAAUACUGAAUAUAUGCCCCAAUUUGCUUUCCCCUCUUACAUUAUUCCCUUCUCCUAAGAGAUUUUUCUGACCCCCACAAUGAAGGGUUUGUAUUUAUAGCUUUUUGGGAAAAGUACUACGUCAACUUUUACCCUAAAAUCAAGGCAUAUGAUUGGCUCAUUCAUGUCAUAAGAACGGGAGAUGAUACAGUUACACUGGGGGUAAUUGGGGCCCAGGUACACUGCCAUCUUAGUGGUCCAAAUCAGCAUGGAUUAAUUGAGUUUUAGGGGGAAAUGCAUUUGGUUUUAGGGGGAAAAUAUUUGGCAUCAACCGCCCUUUAGUGUUUUCAAGCGGGAACAUUACCUCCCCUUUCCUCCCCAAAACAAAUCCCGCCCAAGCAGCAAAAUAAUUAAAAAAAAAAGAAAUAAAAAUUCAAUCUUUAACUUUAAAAAAAAAAGCUCAUUCAACCUUCAACGGUAAUAUUUUCUGGAAAACGGUUCAGCAAAGAAAAUAAAGGCAAAGCUGAAGGGGUUGUAUCAUCUCCCAUUUUAUCGAGUUUGCCACAAACAAAAACGCACAGGAAAGUUUUUAGCAAAACGUUUAGAGCUGCUACAACAUUAUUAAGCUUCGAAAUUCAGCUUCGAAAUCUCGCUUCGAAAUUAAUGUAAGUUUUUCGUUAAAUUGUUUUUGUCAAAUGUAGUUAAUUAAUUCCUGAAAAUAACAAUGCUAUAUGAAUGUUUUAUUUUUGGGUAGUUAAAUUUGUUUGAAUUAAUGAAAAAUUGGAGUUUCAUGAUAUUGAUGAAUCUUGAUUGUUUGGCAGAUAUUGAUGAGUUAAUGAAAAAUUGUAGUUUCAUGUUAAUUUGAUAAAUUUGUUUUUGGUGAGAAAGUAGAUCUGCACGACGGAGAAAACAAGGUGUUUUUUUUGUUUAUUUCAUACAUUCUAUAAUUACGUAGUAUUAAGAAUGUUAUUAAGUUGUAUGUUAUCCUAUAUGGUUAAACACUAAACUAAGUGGUUAUUCUAAAAUCGUUGUAUAUAAUUUGUUUGUUUGUUGUAUUUUAUAAAACCCUAAACGUUUGGCAGCAUUUUAUAAAACCCUAAACGUUUUUCGUAUUUUGUACAACAGUGAUAUACGUGGGAGUUCUGUAUGGCUUGGGUAGACCUAAACGAAAGUGUCCCUGAUCUGAAUGAAAAUGUUCCUGAAAGCUCACAAUAUAGAUUAAUAACUGAUGGACAAGAAGUUAUCGUUAACCCCCCUAGUGUAGGGAUGUGUUUUACAACGGGCCAUGAGUUUUUCGAAUUUUGUCAGUUGUAUGCCUUCAAAGAAGGAUUUGAGAUGUUUAUCAAAAGUAAUAAGCUGAAAAAAGAGUACAAAGAAAAGGGAGUAUCUAAGUCUGGUGUGGGAAAGUAUGAGGCAAAGCCGCAUAUGAUGGAACUUAUUAGAUUAAAAUGCAAGAAGGGAGGGGUGAAAAAAGGUGUUGGGUCUAAUGUGACCGGUUGUAAGAUGAAUAUUUACGGUGUAAGUAGAGAUGGGCUAUUUACUAUAUUGACUUGUGACUUGCAACACAAUCAUCCUUUAAAUCCUGACUGUAGUAGACUGAUGGUUAAUUAUAGAUGUAUAGACGGUACUACAUUUAAGAGGGCGAUGAUCAAUGACAUGGGUGGUGUUAGCAUAAGUAAGAACUUUGGUACGCAUCUAAUUGAAAAGGGAGGUUAUGAAAAUAUUACAUUUAAUAAUAGAGACUUGAGGAACGCAAUCAACGUCGAACGUCGUUCAUCAAGAUUUAGUGCUGCAGAUGCCGCAGGACUCGAUGCUUACUUUAAGGCACAACGUGAUUUGCAUCCCGAGUUUUAUAGCUCAAUACAAGUAGAUGAUGAUGGUGUUUUUACGAAUGCAUUUUGGUCGGAUGCACGUAGUAGGGGUACAUGCAAAUAUUUUGGGGAUGUUAUUACUUUUGAUACUACUUUCGCUUGCAACCGGUAUCGGAUUCCAUUUGCUCCAUUCAUUGGUGUAAACCAUCAUGGCAAAUCAAUUAUAUUUGCUGCGGCCUUAAUUUCCCAUGAAAAUACUCCCUCAUUUGUUUGGGUAUUUGAAGAAUUCCUGAAGUGUAUGGGGAAGGCACCACUAGGCAUCUUAACCGACCAAGACAAAGCAAUUUGUAGAGCAAUUGAGCUAGUCUUCCCGGGCGUCCGUCACAGACUAUGUUUGUGGCACAUGCUCCAGAAUGCUAGUAAGAACCUAGGUAGUCUCAGUGAUUGGAAGAAAAUAGACACCCUGAUCAGAACUGCAAUACAUGAUCUGAUUGAUCCAGAUGAGUUCGAUGAAGCUUGGUGUCAUGUGAUGGAUGAGUACGGUUUAAGGGGUCCUGGGUGGAUGAAGGACGCGUAUGAUAACAGGCGUCAGUGGGCUCCGGCAUAUAAUAGAGGAAAGUUUUGGGCAGGUAUGUCUUCUACACAAAGGAGUGAGGGUAUGAAUAGAUUUUUUAAAACUCACGUGAACUUAGAUUGUGGUUUAGUUUUGUUCAUUCAUAAUUAUGAAUAUUGUAUGAGGAUAAAAGCUGAGGAAGAGAAACAGGAUAAUUUUGAUAACAUUGAUAAGCCUGCUAAGAUUGAUGUUGAUAAGAGUGUUUUAGUUGAGUAUGUAUUGGUUAAGACGUACACUAGUGAGAAGUUUGCUGAGGUUGUUAAAGAGCGUAGAGGAUUGACACACACAAAUGUCACGAAAACCUCAUGUCAUGGAUCAGUGGUGUUGUAUAGAGCUGAUGAAAAACUAACCUCACCGUUUUGGCGGAAAAGGUUUAAAAGUUAUGAUGUUAGGGUGGAUAAGGAAAAUGGUGAUUUACAUUGCUCUUGUAACUUGUUUGAAUUUACGGGAAUACUUUGUAGACAUAUAAUGCGUGCAAUGGAUGUAGAGGAUUUUCAAUUUGUUCCAGAAAAGUACAUACUACAACGGUGGAUGAAGUGUGUUAGGUCGUACGAGAGCAUUCGAGUAUCUUACUUCGACCCUCUUGAAUCUAUCAGAUUGGGCAAAGCCAAAGAGCUUUCACAACGGCAUAAUUACUUGUCUGAAUUAGCUAUGCGUAAUGAUGAUGCACUUCGGUUGUACAAGGAGGCUAUGGAUGUUGUGCGGCUAAAAAUGGAGGAUGUAGUCGGAAUACGAAAGACUGGGGAAAAAGGGGACGACCUUAUAUGUUGGUGGGACCCAGAUGCGAGAAAUGUAUUUGGUCGUCGAAGGCUACGUCCACGAGAAUUUGGUGAGAGAGCCAGAUUAAGGGAUGUAGAACCGGUCGUGGACGAGAACAGGAUCAAAACACCGGUUGACAAACGGCAUACUGGUAGGGCAAAGACAAAAAGGAAUGCUCCUUUUGGUGGAAAGGCCGGUGGGAAUUCUAAGAACAAAAAAGUGGUUACUGAAGAGGAAGUUAUUGCUAAUGAGGAACUUAUUUGCAACGCAUUUGGAAAUCUUCCAAGUUACCGUGCUAGGCAACAACACGCGAAUCACGUUGGGGGUACAUAUGCGGAGAACGUCCCACAAAGUUCUAAUGUACAUCCUUCUCAAAGUUCUCAAGCACACCCGUCCCAAUUACAUUUGUCUCAGGAUUGUUCACAGUCAUUUGAAUUUGAUAUUAACGAUUGGCGCACCAGAUUGUGAAUGUUUUGUGUAAAUGUAAUUUAAUUUGAUUUCUUCAAAGAUAUAUUUUCGUUUAAACGGUAUUUUAAGAAUUGAAUUUUUUAAUCCAAUCCUCCCUUU
This is a messenger RNA of Spinacia oleracea (spinach), 4431 nucleotides long. Its product is annotated as protein FAR1-RELATED SEQUENCE 5-like. The record is from RefSeq and is a predicted model, not a curated record. The coding region runs from base 1828 to 4332 and encodes 834 amino acids. Gene Ontology annotation, molecular function: zinc ion binding. The transcript is spliced from 3 exons. NCBI's taxonomy places the organism in Eukaryota, Viridiplantae, Streptophyta, Magnoliopsida, Caryophyllales, Amaranthaceae.